AUGAUGGCGGGCUACUUUCUUUUCAGCCUCCUUCUCACGGCUGCCAGUGCGGCCAGUGUCUCUGAUCUAGUAGGGACCUGGACGACAAAGUCGCGUAAAGUUGUGACAGGUCCAGGUUUUUAUGAUCCAAUCAACGAUAGAUUUCUAGAGCCGAACUUGACCGGCAUCUCAUACUCUUUCACGGCGAAUGGUCACUAUGAAGAGGCUUACUACCGCGCCAUUGCCAAUCCCCAGGAUCCAGCUUGUCCCAAAGGCUUGAUGCAAUGGCAACACGGCACCUACACCGCGCAGAGUGACGGAUCCCUGGUAUUGACCCCAUUUGCGGUCGAUGGACGCCAGCUGGUAUCGGACCCAUGUGCUACCCCUCUGACAUCGUACACGAGGUAUAAUCAGACGGAGGAAUUCAAGUCCUUCACUGUCUCGGUGGAUCCAUAUCAUGACAUCCCACGCCUAGACCUGUACGCGCAUGACGGAACGCCUAUGCAUCCCAUGUAUCUUGUGUACAGGCCACCGCAGAUACUACCCACGGAGGUUUUGAAUCCCAUAACCACCAAAGUUGAGAAGCAAAAGCGACACUUGAGUGGUGAUGGCAAGUCAACCUUCAACUGGGAGGGCCUUUUGCCGCGGGAGAAGGUCAUUGAUCCCGAUCGCUUGUUGUGGCUUGGCAUUAUUAUGACUGCCAUCGGUGGAAUCACCGUGUUCUGCACGUAG
This is a messenger RNA of Aspergillus saccharolyticus JOP 1030-1, 711 nucleotides long. RefSeq lists its product as uncharacterized. The record is from RefSeq and is a predicted model, not a curated record. Gene Ontology annotation, cellular component: endoplasmic reticulum membrane; endoplasmic reticulum. The transcript has 4 exons. Gene Ontology annotation, biological process: 'de novo' protein folding. NCBI's taxonomy places the organism in Eukaryota, Fungi, Ascomycota, Eurotiomycetes, Eurotiales, Aspergillaceae. Bases 1 to 711 code for a protein of 236 amino acids.